AAAAAGCCAUAAGCAAUCAACUCCUUUGCUUUCCUCCCCCUUUUAUAUUUCCCCCCCUCCUGCUCUCUUCCUUCCGUCAAGGGGGGGUGAAAUCCCCGUCUGGAAGGAGCUUUUCAAGGUCCAUGCAUGGCUGGCAGCAAAUUGGAAGAGGUGAGCAGCCGAGAGAAGAUGUGAGAGCUGGAAGGGCCGUGCCGUGGGAGUGGUCCUUGCUUUGUGUGCAAGUGAGGCAGUGAAUGUGCAGCCUCCCACUCUGGGUGCAUCUUUUUUUGGAUGCUGUGUAGUUCCCUGUGUGAAAUGCUUUUUUGGCUAAAAGAAGAAGAGAUGUCACAUCAGGAGCUCACCCAGCGACUGACUACAGUUAUCACCCAUGUGGAUGAAAUCAUGCAGCAGGAGAUACGGCCGCUGGUAGCGGUGGAUAUAAUAGAGCAGCUCCACAGGCAAUUUGCAAUCUUGUCAGGAGGAAGAGGGAAGGAUGGGGCACCCAUUAUAACCUUUCCAGAAUUUGCAGGAUUCAGUGAGAUACCUGAUGACGAUUUUCUCAAUGUGGUCACUUAUCUAACCAGCAUUCCCAGUCUGGAGGCUGCCAGCAUCGGAUUCAUCAUCAUCAUAGACAGACGACGGGACAAAUGGAGUGCAGUCAAGGCAUCCCUGACACGAAUAGCAGGAGCAUUUCCAGGAAACUUGCAGCUGGUGUUUGUCCUGAGACCCUCCCGCUUCAUCCAAAGGGCAAUCGCUGACAUCGGCAUUAAACUCUAUCGAGAUGACUUUAAAAUGAAGGUACCGAUCAUCAUGUUAAAUUCUGUCUCUGAUCUGCAUGGCUACAUUGACAAGAGCCAGCUGACCCGGGAGCUGGGAGGGACCCUGGAGUACGGCCACAGCCAGUGGAUCCAUCACCGAACUGCUAUUGAAAACUUUGCAAUGACAGUAAAAUCAACAGCACAGAUGCUACAGACCUUUGGAACAGACUUAGCAGAGACUGAACUUCCCAAUGAUGUGCAGUGCACAGAGGAGCUUCUCUCCUCACACACCGACCACCACAGCAAGCUGAAGGAUGAGUUGAAGCUAGCAGUGAAGCAGGGGGCCACCUUACUGACAUGCAUCCGGGAGCCAGUCACCCGAAGUGCCAACAGCAAACUCAGUCCAGAUGAGCUGGAAAAUGUGGCCACAGUGGAAAGGUUGUUGGCUCAGUUGGAUGAAACAGAAAAAGCUUUUGAUCAAUUUUGGACCAAGCAUCAUCUAAAACUAGAACAGUGCCUGCAGCUUCGACACUUUGAGCACGAUUUUAGAGAGGUUAAACUGACAUUGGAUAACCUCAUGGAAACACAAGCAGGUUUUGCUGACAUUGGAGACAGUGUGACUCGAGUUGAGAACCUCCUAAAGGAACAGAAACAUCUGGAAGAGAAAGGACAGGAACCUUUGGAGAAGGCCCAGUCUCUAGCUCUCCAUGGAGAACAGCUCAUCCAAAACAACCAUUAUGCAGUUGACUCCAUUAGACCAAAGUGUGUUGAACUCAGGCGGAUUUGUGAUGACUUUACCAAUGAGACCAAGAAAAAGUAUGAUAUUUUGGGAAAGUCUCUUGAGCUGCAUAAGCAGUUAGAUAAGGCAAGCCAAUGGUGUGAAGCUGGAAUCUACCUCUUAGCUUCCCAAGCUGUGGACAAGUGCCAGUCACAAGAGGGAGCUGAAACUGCACUCGUUGAAAUUGAGAAGUUCUUGGUUACAGCUAAGGAACACCAGCUCUCCAACCCGAAGGAGUUCUACAAUCAGUUUGACAUGAUCCUCACCCCUGAAAUAAAGGCCAAUGCCCAAAGAAUUGUACAAAAACUCGAAGAUGUGCAAGAAAUGUUUGAUAAGAGGCAAGUAAGUCUGAAGAAGCUGGCAGCCAAACAGACCAGGCCAGUACAACCUGUUGCUCCACAUCCUGAAUCUUCCCCCAAGCGAGCAUCACCAAAGAUUACCAGACCAGCAGCAGUAGCUACCAACAGGAGGUCUACAGAAAUUUCCUGCCCUCCAAAGACUGUUUCUGAAGUAGAGUUAUCAAAAAAGAAAAGCAUUAAGAAGACAAAAGGUGGAAUUAAGAUUGAAGUGAUGCAUGAAGCCAGUCAAGGAGGAUCUAGCAGAGUCCUGGUGACCAGUGAAAGUGAUGAGAACUUGUCAACGAGGAGGAGCCACAUAAUCAAUGAGCUGAUAGAAACAGAACGGGUUUAUGUAGAAGAACUUCAAAGUAUAAUAGAGGGGUAUGCUUCAGAAAUGGACAAUCCCAAUUUAGUACAUCUGAUUCCAUCUGCACUUCAGAACAAAAAGGAAAUUCUUUUUGGGAACCUCCCAGAAAUCUACUAUUUCCACAACAGGAUUUUCCUUAAGGAGAUAGAAAAUUGCAUUGAAAACCCUGAGCUUCUUGCCCGAUGCUUUCUGAAAAGAAAGGAGGACCUCCAAAUAUAUGAAAAGUACUGUCAGAACAAACCAAGGUCUGAAGCUCUCUGGAGACAGUGUGGAGACAGCAUCUUUUUUCAGGAAUGCCAGCGUAAAUUGGAUCAUAAGCUCUCACUUGAUGCCUAUCUAUUAAAGCCAGUUCAGAGAAUCACCAAGUACCAGCUGCUGCUAAAGGAAAUGCUGAAGUGCAGCAAGAAUUCAGAAGGUACUGCUGAACUGGAAGAAGCCCUGGCCACGGUGCUUGAUAUCAUCAAAUCAGUAAAUGAUUCCAUGCACCAGAUAGCAAUCACAGGAUAUGAGGGGGAUGUCAGUGAGCUUGGCAAGCUGUUGAUGCAGGGUUCCUUCAAUGUAUGGACUGACCACAAGAAAGGGCACAACAAAGUGAAGGACUUGGCUAGAUUCAAACCAAUGCAGAGACACCUCUUCCUCUAUACAAAGAUGCUGCUUUUCUGCAAGAAAAGGGAGGAGAACACCGAUGGCCAUGAGAAGACUGCUUCAUACAGCUUUAAAAAUUCCUUAAAGAUGAGCACUGUGGGCAUUACAGAAAAUGUAAAAGGGGAUAACAAGAAGUUUGAGAUCUGGUAUAAUGGCAGAGAAGAAGUCUAUAUCAUUCAGGCAUCUUCUGUAGAGCUGAAAAACACCUGGAUUUCAGAGAUCCGCAAAGUCCUGACAGGACAGCUGGAAGCGUGCAGAGAAGCAAGUCAACUGCACCAAAGAAUCACUGAGAGUGUGUAUCAUGCACCAAUGGAUUCCUCCAAUGCAAGCAGGUACAGCAGGAAGUCAUCAAGUAUAUAUGAAAACAAAUCGGACACAUCAAAUGUGGAUGCAUCUAACAAUAAAAACAGGAAUUCCAGUCCCAGCGCCAGACAAAAGAGAGAUGCUUUUGAGAACACCAUUUUGGCCCAGACUAAAUGUAAUGCCGGUUCCACCACGAGAUCCGUACCUAGAUCUGCUUCACAGACAGGUUGGCCCAGCAGACAAAUGCCUUCUCUAGACACAUUUGAAGAUUUCGAAGCCAUCCCUUCCAGCAUGGAUGAACUCUCCAACUCUUCUGAUUUGGAGGAAGAGACCAACCCUAAUAAUGGGAGCAAUCUAUUCCGUGUUGAAGGCAGUUUUGACAGCUGUUUCCCAGAUUCUCUUACUCUUGAGGAUGGAGAUUUAGUGCAGUUUGUGCAGGAAGGAGAGAAUGGUCAAUGGUUAGUGAAGAAACUGGUGUCUGAGAAAAGCGACUGGGUUCCCUCCAGUAUAUUGCAGCCAGCAGAGGGGGACAGUAACAACAUAAUUAAGAGCAGCAAUGCAGACACGUACAACGAUUCCUGCAGCACAGCUUCAGUAGAGUCAGACACGAAGGAAAGUGAGGUGGCCAAAAGCUUCCCAGCAGAACAGAGGGCUGGCAGCUGAACAGCAGGACCAGCCUUCCUCAGGACCCGUCCACCUGUCUUUAUCUUGGGUGGACAUUGGAUCAAAGUUGCCUUUCUCACAAGCUCUGAGGUUCAUAAUUCACUAAAAUUUUAUCAACAUGAACAGAUGAGAACUGUGCUGUCCACCUGGCAAGCUGGGAAAAACAAACUUGAAAGGAGCAUUAAACAUCCAGAAAACAUCAAACCUACCUUCAGUAUUAGAGGAGAAAAAUGCUUCUCGCAUUGAUUAUCAAACUGUUUCAGAAGAUGUGGCCUAAAUUAGGUCGACAGCAGAGCUGAAGAGUUUCUAUGCACGCACCUUUUGGCAACUUUGCUUGAGCACCACAUCACUGCAGAGGGGCACGUGGUGGUUACGAGUCCUUGCACCACCCUGGGGUCACCUGGAGGUUUUUCCAUUUGCUUGCCUCUGGCUGUGCCUUCCCUGUCCUCCUUAAUUCCAGCUGAUACAUCAUCACAAAUGUGCCCUUUUUGAUCAACACCAAAAACACCCCACCUAAGGGUGGCUGUGGAAGGGAGACUCCUGGCUGGGACCAUCAGAGGGGCUCUGUGCAGCAGUGGGGGGACUCCUCUGCGGGAGGGUCCUGCUGCACACAGCAUUCCACACCUGGAACGUGGCAGCUCCUGGCUGGGAGGUGCAGGGCUGAGCAGGGAAGUAAAGACAUGUAACAGCUACUGUGACAAAGAACACUUUGAACUCUUUUUACAGUCUAAGUCAUUCCUCUGUCCCCUCUACAGUCUCUGGUUUCUGGAUCACAACCCUUUGCAUUUGGUGCCGAAAAUUCAGUUGAAUGCCAUUUACUGUCACACUUUUAAGUAGACUGCAUGCUUUCCUUGUGUGCUGGGCUAUGAGUAGAUACAUUUCACCCCCCAUUUGGAAUAUACUUAAUCAUUGCAAAUAGGCAGUGAGCAUUAGAUGAGUGGAUAAAGUGUUGUUGUUAAAUACUUCUUUCCAGGCCGUUUGAUGAAAGGACUGUACCAAAUCUCUGCCACAUAAGGAUGUAAUGUAUAAUAUAAAGUGAUUGCAGAUGUUAUGAUUCCUACACAAGCCAUUAGCUCAUUUAGAGCAGCUGUUAAGGCAUGAAGGCAUUUUGAUGGUAAUUGGGUCUUAGGUCCCACAAAAGCUGCUAGUACUUUAGUAAAGAUAAAUAUUGACUAAGGGUGCAAACAGGCAAAGAUCGGUCUGGUAAAAAUGAGCCCAGAAGAAGCUCAAGAGUGAGUGGCUUUCACUCUUAGGUAUGUUUUGUUUAACCCUCAGACUAGCGGUGCUUUAUGUAAAUAACAAAGGGCACUAAAAGCACUAGAAAUGGAGAUGAAGCAAAACCAAAACCUACUCUUUACUAAUUGAUCCUCUGAGCAAAGCAGUGUGUGUAUCAUUUCUGCUCUCACCUUCACAGGGACUCGAAUGUUUUCCUUUGUGUCUCAGUGGAGGCUGGCGUUGCAAGUACCUUAGUGUGUGAGUCAGGAUAAGCAGAGUCCUGUUUGAGAAAAAGCCUUGGAGUAGGCAAAGGCUUAGUCAGAUUUUUUUUUGCCUGUGAAGACUUAUUGCUUGAUUAUAAGUUGCACUGUGGUGAUUGAUUCCCAUGGCUCUUCUAACUCUCCAUAUCUAAACUCUGUGAUUUUUGACAUUUUCUGUUCAUGACUAAAGGACCUUUCUGGAAGCUAUUUCUGUCCUACAGAGGUAGGAGUUUGCCUGUUUGUGUUGGUCAUAUACCUCAAAAAUGACAUGCAGGCUCUCAGGAACAUGAAUCCUCUUGGUCUACUGUGGUUAUCAGCAUCUUGCAGGAAAAAUUUAUUCAAUUCAGUCCUCUAAGGAAAUACACAGUGAUGUUUUCUUAUAGUGCAGUUACUUUCUCCUCUCUCUAAAACAAAUUCAUCCUGGUUUCUCUAUUCCUUUCAGUAAUUUUUGCACAGAAAGAGUUCUGCUGUCUACCCCUGCCCUAAGCAUAGGAGAGGGAAGGGCUAGGCAGCUUUGAUUGCACAUUAGUGAGUAUAGUAAGCUUUUGUGUGUGGGAGAGAGAGAUGGGGGAGGAUUACCCUGGGUGUGUGAAACUGCCAAAAUGAAAAUUUGUGGCAUUACUGAUGGAUGGAAAGAUAAAAAACCUGCACUUUGGAGUUUUAUUUUUGAGGAAUCUCAUUCUGAUUGUGAAAUGGCAAAGAGAAGUCUCUGAACUGAAGAUGAGAAGUCAGGUAUUGUCAGUCCAUACCUCUGCAUGAGCAGGGUGACAGUGUGCUGAUCCUACAUCCCUUGGUACCCUGGCACCUUCCUGUAAAAUGGAAGCUAUUGAAUUUCCCAUUAAAUACUAAAUUUUACCAUGUAUACAAAAAUUAGGGACCCUUCAGGGAAAAGUAAAGCAUUUCACUCCAUAUGCCUCAAUGUGCCCUCCAAGAGUGCCACUGGUGGGAUCCUGUGGAGCAGGGAAUGGGGUUACUGAGGAAAAGGGUCCUCUCUCAGCUCCAGACCAUCAGUCAUGGCAACUGCAAAGGUAGGGGCUGGAUUAUUGCAUUCUCCUCCCUACUUCGCUUUUGAAAACCUUUCCCCCUCCAAAAAAAGUCUCAUGUUUUAUCCUGCUAGACCAAAGUUUGAGUGUGUGCUGCUCCAUGGAUGCCCUGGGGAUGACAGGUCCCUCUGUGCCAUGGCUGUGCAGCAGUGGCACAGCACUCAGCUCACUGUGCCACAGCUCCUCGGGCACACUGAGCCUGAGCAGGGAACUCCCAACCAUGAAUUGUCUUUAACCUCCCUGCAGUGCCAGGUGCCUGUUUCUGCCUCCAUGUUCCCAACCCAGGGCCCAGGGCAGCCCUGGCAGGGUGUCCUGGGCAGUGACAGAGCCCUUUGAUUCAAGAGUCAGUGAGACACGGCCCCUGCAGUGCUGGCUUUGGGAAAGAAUGAGUUCAGUGACAGACCAGGCUGCUGACAAAUCCUAGAGCAGUCCACAAAGGAAUAAACUUCUGGCUCUGCUGAUCAGACAAAAUGAGGUUUGAUGACUUUUGGAGUUCUAAAAAUAGUAUGCAGGAUAGCAUUUUAAUUAGUGUCUUUCUGUCAAGCAAGGUGAUAAUUAAGGGAAUGACUCUUCAUGUACAGUCUAGAAGAUGAUUUGGUAAAGCCCAGCAAGACUAAUGUGUAUGUUAGGGUAUGCUUAUGCUGUCUGUAGGUCUUUGACACCAUCCCUUUCAGGUAAAUGGACCUAAAUAUCAUAGUUUUCAAAUAAGGAUUUCAUUUCAGUGUUGUUUGGAGAUGCUAUAGUGACCACUUAGAAGUCAUUUAAAAGUAAUGGUUGUGACUAAGUUUUGGCUGUAGAAGACACCAGAUCCCAGGUAAAUCCAUGUGCAGCAGCCCUUGCUGCUGGCCCCAUGCCUGGCUGUGUUUCCUGGGCUGGUCACACCUGCCUUCCAGGCUGAGGGUUUGCCUGGGCUCUCCUCCCUCUGCUCUGCUGCUCCUCUGCAGAACUUCAGAAACUUCACAUCCUCAAAAUGCUCACUCAGGUGGAGUGGGCUGCACCCCAAUUCUGGCACCAAUGGCAAAGAGAAGACAGGCAGUUGCAUGACACAUGAGUCUUGUUUUUAGUAAACCAGGCUAAAAUAGAAUCAGGCCUGAUCCUCUCCUCUCACCUGGAACCCCACCAGGUGGAGAACCAGACCAGUGGUCGUUGUCUUGAACACAAACAGCUGCAGCCAAACCACAUCUGAGCUCUGGCUUUUCUCGCCAGUGACAGCAAAGCUCUGUGUGUGUCUUUUGUUCUGGUCGUGUGUGUGAUGAGAAGCCAUUUUAUUAUUUAUGAUUUUCUUAGAGUCUUGAUAUUUCAAACAGGAUUGGGUAUGAGAAAGGCCAUGUGCUUCCUUUCCAAAAAUACUCAAAGAGUUCAAAUAUAUAUAUGAUUAGAAAUAUAUAAAUAUAAUAAGAAAAAAAGAUCCAAAAUGUGUAUUUCUUCUUGCAGCUGGACUGAAAUAGCUGCUAAGGUUUCUUCUCCCCAGCUGAGAAUUGGUACAGUUUGUUUUUCUUACAUGAUUUCCAUGGUGUUGAUAAUGAUGUAUUUGUAUAUUGUGACUGAUGAGAGAUAAUCAUACAGGGAAAGAGCACAGAAUUAUCUGUCCUUUUUUCCAGUCAAGAAAGAAUGUAUGAAUUUAUUACAAGAAAAAAAGUGUGCAAAUGAACUUCCUGUAAUUAGGCCAUUCUGACCUGUGUAGAACCACACUUCGUUUGAAAUUUAUAAAAAUUAUAACUAGUACAAAA
Sturnus vulgaris (Common starling) is the source of this 8079-nucleotide messenger RNA. The record is from RefSeq and is a predicted model, not a curated record. Lineage: Eukaryota; Metazoa; Chordata; Aves; Passeriformes; Sturnidae.